AUGAUUGGAAACUUCAUUUUGACCAAAGAUGAGAUCAUUCAUGUACUUGUUGGUCAAAAAGGGAGAAAAGGGAAUUCAAACCAAAAAAAUGCCGGAGGUGGUGGAGGUACAUUCGUGGUGAGAGAAAACAACAAGUCUUUGAUCGUAGCUGGAGGUGGAGGGGGAAUUAAAAAUAUGUCAGAACAACAUCCAGGAUGUGAUGCGUCCAUAAACACAACAGGAAAUGCAGGGAACAAUUCGCCUUUGGGGUCAGGAGGAAGCAACGGACACGGAGGAAAAACGAGUGGUCAAUUUGCAGAUGGUGGCGGCGGCGGCGGCUUCUACAGUAAUGGGCAAGAUACACAGUCCCGUAAAAAUGGAGGUCAAGGAUAUCUUCAAGGAGGAAAUGGUGGAUAUGGUAGGGGUGGGUUCGGAGGUGGCGGUGGGUUACGUACAGGCAACGGUGGAGCUGGAGGAGGUGGAGGUUACUCUGGAGGAAAUGGUGGAGCUUAUGAACAGUUUUCCUGUGGGGGAGGGGGAGGAUCUUUUAACAGUGGGACAAAUCAGCACAAUGAAUGUUGUCUCAAUACCGAUGAACAUGGUGGAGUGAUCAUCACGUUUCUUCAGUGA
Pocillopora verrucosa is the source of this 609-nucleotide messenger RNA. RefSeq lists its product as uncharacterized. NCBI's taxonomy places the organism in Eukaryota, Metazoa, Cnidaria, Anthozoa, Scleractinia, Pocilloporidae. The record is from RefSeq and is a predicted model, not a curated record.